This is a messenger RNA of Talaromyces atroroseus, 1596 nucleotides long. RefSeq names its product putative serine hydroxymethyltransferase, mitochondrial. Gene Ontology annotation, molecular function: serine binding; zinc ion binding; pyridoxal phosphate binding. Lineage: Eukaryota; Fungi; Ascomycota; Eurotiomycetes; Eurotiales; Trichocomaceae. The transcript has 5 exons. The record is from RefSeq and is a predicted model, not a curated record. Gene Ontology annotation, cellular component: cytoplasm. The coding region runs from base 1 to 1596 and encodes 531 amino acids. Gene Ontology annotation, biological process: folic acid metabolic process; tetrahydrofolate interconversion; L-serine catabolic process.
AUGUCGUUCAAUCGCUGCAGCCGCCAGGCCUCGAAGCUGCUGGCUGGGAGCUCCCUCAGAGCUUCCGCAACUGGGUCGCGCUCGCAGAGGGUCGCCAGCAUCCAUCCCUCGCGAGUGGCUUCGCAGCAACGAUACGUCUCUGAUGGCCAUGAAGGACAGCAUCAGCUACUCUCCACACACCUCGAAGAGGCCGACCCCACGAUAUAUGCCAUUCUACAGAAAGAAAAACGACGACAGAAGCAUUUCAUCAAUUUGAUUCCGUCCGAGAAUUUCACUUCCCAGGCUGUCCUCGAUGCGCUCGGAAGUGUUAUGCAAAACAAAUACUCCGAAGGAUACCCCGGGGCGAGGUACUAUGGCGGCAACGAGUUCAUCGACGAGGCCGAAUCACUGUGUCAAAAGCGUGCAUUAGAGACUUUCAGAUUAAAUCCUGAAGAAUGGGGCGUCAAUGUCCAACCUUUAUCCGGCUCUCCGGCGAACCUAUAUGCCUACUCGGCUCUGCUCAACACGCACGACCGCCUCAUGGGUCUUGACCUGCCUCACGGCGGACACUUGUCUCACGGCUACCAAACUCCGACAAAGAAAAUCUCGUUCAUCUCGAAAUACUUUGAAACCGUCCCAUAUCGUCUCGACGAGUCGACCGGUCUCAUAAACUAUGACCAGGUGGAAGAAUUGGCCAAUAUAUACCGCCCCAAGCUGAUUGUCGCAGGCACUUCAGCCUACAGCCGGCUUAUCGACUACGCACGCAUGCGCAAAAUUACCGAAUCGAUCGGGGCAUAUCUUCUGAGCGACAUGGCGCAUAUUUCGGGCCUCGUUGCUGCCGACGUCAUUCCAUCUCCGUUCCAAUACUCCGACGUGGUCACUACUACGACGCACAAAUCUCUACGCGGGCCACGCGGUGCUAUGAUCUUCUAUCGAAAAGGUGUCCGUCGCACGGAUAAGAAGGGCAACCAGGAGCUGUACGAUCUCGAGGGUCCCAUCAACGCCUCGGUCUUCCCCGGACAUCAGGGCGGGCCUCACAACCACACCAUCACGGCUUUGGCUGUUGCUCUAGGUCAAGCUCAGAGCAAAGAUUUCAGAGACUACCAACUCACCGUGCUCGAGAACGCACAAGCUCUUGCUGAGCGGCUCGGAAACUCGGUCAACGAUGGCGGGCUAGGCUACAACAUUGUCUCGGGCGGCACGGACAACCAUCUGGUCCUGGUCGACCUGAAGAACCGCGGCGUCGAUGGAGCGCGUGUCGAGCGCGUUCUUGAACUGUGCGGCGUAGCAGCCAACAAAAACACCGUUCCAGGCGACAAGUCAGCGCUGAAGCCGGGCGGUCUGCGUAUAGGCACUCCGGCCAUGACGUCGCGCGGAUUCCAGCCCACCGACUUCCGGCGCGUGGGCGACAUUGUCGAUCGGGCAGUGACUAUUACACAGAAGCUGGACAAGGCAGCGCGGGAAAGUGCCGAGGCCAAGGGGCGCAAAAACCCGGGCAUUCUGAAGGUGUUUAUGGAGUAUGUGGGUAAUGGCGAGGAUAUCUCCGAGAUUGUGCAGUUACGACAAGAAGUGGAGGAUUGGGUUGGGACGUUUAGUAUUCCGUGGAAGGAUGAAUGA